UUCACAGUCACAUUACUGUUGUCUGACGAAAAAAGAUUCUCUCCUGGCUAACGUUUCUGAUCACAUAUUUAAUCAGGUCAAUAGAAUCAAAAGCUGUAUCAGUUUGGUUGGUAGUAUCGCGAGCAUGCAUAUGGUGUUUUGCUAUCCAAUAUUUAAUUUACUUCUUUAAUCUUAUAUUAUUUUAUUCACGUUUUAUUUUUAUAUGUGGGUUCAUUUCCCUCUCUCGCGACACGACUUGUAUUAACACAAUAUUAUCACUUUCAUAUGCAUGUGGUUUUUUUGUAGUGAGACCAAACUUUAUUUGAUUUCUGGAGAGUAGGCCAUAAAUGUCAGGUUCAUAAACAAUUAUGACAGAUGAAAUUCCAAUAGUUGAUCUAUCAAAAUGUGGACUCCAGGUUGAUGAUGCAGAAAUAUGUGAUGAAACCAUCCAUGAUGUGGGGAAGAUCUUAUACCGCGCAUUCACGACAUCCGGAUUCGUCUACUUGUCAAAUCACGGAUUACCAAGUGAAUCGAUUGAUGGAGUAAACAAAGUCGCAGAAGAAUUUUACUCACUUCCUCUAGAAGAGAAAAGAAAAUUUUACCUUAAAAAAUUUGAAUUUGGAUAUGAUCCAGUCGGAAGCGGAAAGUAAGCAUUGGCAAUUCGCCAUUUGGUGAAGUUCUUAAAAUAUACAUGUUGUGGUGCAUUAACUAAUCGUUAACAAAAUUUUUGUUUGAUGAACAAAAUAGCUGGAGUUCGAAUAUUUGAUAUUAACGAUUUUCAUCUAUUUUUCAACAUGGCUAACCCAAAACGAGAGUUCGAUUACUACGAAGGAUUUCGUAUCGCUGGUUCCGCCAUGGAAGACGAAAGUACACCCUGGCCCAAUGUUCCAAAGUUUAAAGAAAAGCUCUUAGCAUUAGCUGAUAUAUGUAAAAUACUCGAGAUGAGACUGUUAAGAGCUCUCGGAAGUGCAAUGCGAUUAAAAGAUCCUGAAUAUUUUUGUAAAUGCCAUUCGCUGAUGAAUAAAAAGGGAAAUAUGACAAUGAUAAAAAUUGUGAGUUAUCCGCCAGUUCCCACCGAUGAUACUCUAAAAGAAAACCAAUUCCGUAUAGCUGACCAUACAGAUUGGACAACAUUGAUUCUGUUAUUCCAGGAUCAAAAUGGAGGAUUACAAGUAAUGAAUGCGAAAGGAGAAUUUACUGAUGUUACACCCAUACCAGGAACAAUAAUCGUAAAUCUUGGCGAAACGAUGCAGAAAUGGAGUGGAGGAAGACUACGUGCAACGCGUCAUCGUGUAAUGCCACCUCGCGAUCAAAGUAACAGGAUGAAUACACGAAGAUCAAUCGCGUAUUUUGGCCAAGCUCAUGAUAACGCUUUGAUGAAGGAAUUCGAGUAUGAAGAUGGGUUUGGUCACAAAACAUCUAAUGUUGAAACCGACAAGAUUACAGUAAAGGAAUACACAGAUAGGCGUUUCAUGGAAGUAUUCCCGUAAUGGUGAUAAAAAGAUUAUGACUCACAAUCUUUAUUUUGAUCAAAAUGGAACAUUAGUAUAAGAUAGCUAGAGAUUACAGCAUGGAAAAGAUGUGAAAAUAGCUCAUCUGUAGUGAAUCUGUGAAUAAUUUCCAAAUAGUGAUCUGAUCUAAUCUAUCAAGUAACUCGUCUCAUAAGACUUUUUUACUUCUAUGAUCAUCAGUAUAUCUUUCUAUCUACUCGAUUUGUUUACUUUUAGAAUUUGCAUUUUUCAAAAUUUUAUCUUGUAAUCAGCACGUAAAUUGUGAUUAAAACAGCCAUGCAGAUGCUAAAAUCUGUUGGUGAAAAUGUUUUGGUGCAAAUGUCCGUGGGUGCAAAAGUAUACAAGUGCAAAUGUACGCGAGUGCAAUGUGCUGUCACCUACAGCAACUUUUAUAUUUUAUAUGUAUAAGCAAAUUAGAAUAAGUUCAAUUUUCCUCGUCUCUCAGUGGUAUUGUGGUGAACCGAAUAUAUUCACAAUCGAAUAUAAACCUUAAUUAAACCGAUAAUAUUAUUUCCGAUUCUCAAAAAAUUUUUGCAAUGCCAUCACAUGAUUAUUACAAAAUAAAAUUCUCAACACCAGAUUACUGCAUGUAUGACUGCCUACAGUUUUACUGUCAGCAUCCAAGUACUAUUACUAAAGUAAACAAUAACAAUAUAAACAUGUUAACCUGUCAAAUAGUUAUCAAUUCAUGAUA
Molecule: messenger RNA, 2184 nt
Organism: Styela clava
Lineage: Eukaryota; Metazoa; Chordata; Ascidiacea; Stolidobranchia; Styelidae
Source: RefSeq, a predicted model, not a curated record